Molecule: messenger RNA, 1359 nt
Organism: Podarcis lilfordi (Lilford's wall lizard)
Lineage: Eukaryota; Metazoa; Chordata; Lepidosauria; Squamata; Lacertidae
Source: the annotation of a GenBank genome assembly
AUGAUUUGGAACAACACCACUAUGGACGGGGAAGGGAUGCUUGUGAAAAGGGAUUCCUGCUUUCGGAUCCUCACUGGCUGCUUCCUUUCCUUGCUGAUUCUUUCCACACUCCUAGGGAACACACUGGUCUGUGCUGCGGUCAUCAGGUUCCGCCACCUGAGGUCCAAGGUGACCAACUUCUUUGUGAUCUCUCUGGCAGUCUCAGACUUGUUAGUAGCUGUCUUGGUCAUGCCUUGGAAAGCCGUGGCGGAGAUAGCUGGAUUCUGGCCUUUUGGGUCCUUCUGUAAUAUUUGGGUGGCAUUUGAUAUCAUGUGUUCCACAGCCUCCAUCUUAAACCUGUGUGUCAUCAGUGUGGACCGAUAUUGGGCCAUCUCCAGCCCAUUUAGGUAUGAGAGGAAAAUGACCCCAAGGGCAGCCUUCAUUAUGAUCAGUGUGGCAUGGACUUUGUCUGUGCUGAUCUCCUUCAUCCCAGUGCAGCUGAACUGGCACAAGGCUAAAACCACCAGCUUCUUAGACCUGAACUCCACUUUCCAAGGGGUAGCUAUGGACAACUGCGACUCCAGCUUAAACAGGAUGUACGCCAUCUCUUCCUCCCUCAUCAGCUUCUACAUCCCAGUGGCCAUCAUGAUAGUCACCUAUACGAGGAUAUACAGGAUUGCUCAGAAGCAAAUCAGGCGCAUUUCCGCCUUGGAAAGAGCAGCCGUGCACGCCAAAAACUGCCAAACCCCCGCCGGCAAUGGAAGCAGCAUGGAUUGCCAGCAGCCAGAAAGUUCCUUCAAAAUGUCCUUCAAGAGAGAAACUAAAGUCUUGAAGACUUUGUCGGUGAUCAUGGGGGUGUUUGUGUGCUGCUGGUUACCCUUUUUCAUACUGAACUGCAUGGUGCCCUUCUGUGAGCCCACCAUACAAUCCAAGGGAGCAGAACCGUUUUGUAUUAGUUCUGCCACUUUUGACGUCUUUGUUUGGUUCGGAUGGGCCAACUCUUCACUGAACCCCAUCAUCUAUGCCUUCAACGCAGACUUCCGCAAGGCAUUCUCUACUCUCUUGGGAUGCUACAGACUCUGUCCCGCUUCCAUCAAUGCGAUAGAGACGGUUAGUAUUAACAACAAUGGGGGCAUAGCUUUUUCCAGUCAGCUUGAGCCCAGAGGGUCCAGCCCCAAAGAAUGCAAUUUAGUCUAUCUGAUCCCCCAUGCUGUUAUAUGCCCAGAAGAAGACGACAUGGCAAAGAAGGAAGAGGAGGGGGAACUGUCUAAAACGUUGGAGAAAAUUUCUCCAGCCCUAUCAGGUAUCUUGGAUUUUGAAGCUGACGUUUCUUUGGAAAAGAUCAACCCCAUCACACAAAAUGGUCAGCAUAAAACCUGA